AUGUCGCGGGGCUUCAUCCUGCCAGUUAGUCCCGAUGCUGGGAUAUCAGAAGCACCGGUACAAUUCCCUCCCACAACGAGGGAACAUAUCCUGCAUUGCUCAUAUGAUUACUGGUUUCCCAAGUAUCGCACCUCAUGUAUCCGAUCUCGGAUAAUCCAAGAGGAUCGUAUUAUCCUCGCAGAUGACGACGAGGCAGAAGCCGAAGGCGAAGAGGACUGGGAGCCCACAUCAACCGCUCGGAGCCAUUUCGUCCCUGGACCAGACGAGGAUAUUUCCUCCGACUCUGAGGAUGAAGCGCCUGCUCAAAUGCCGCCAAACCGCCGGUUCCCAGAGCUUCACCAGACCAUCAAGGAUAAGAUCCGCGAGCUUGGGGGAGCCGUGGCGCCGAAACUCAACUGGUCGGCGCCCAAGGACGCAGCCUGGAUUUCGCCUCACCAGAACACCAUGAAAUGUACAUCGCCUAACGACGUCUAUUUGUUGCUCAAGAGCUCCAGCUUCGUCAGCCAUGACCUCGAGCAUGCCUUUGACCACUGUUUUCCAUCCUCAGCCUCGUCCUUGCCUCCAGCCAACAAUACCCCCGGUCUCAAGUUCACCCCGGUUUUAGUCUUGCGCAGCUUCUUCUCGCCGCUGCCAUCACUGGAGUUCCGGUGCUUCGUCAAGGACCGGGCGCUAGUCGGCAUCACGCAGCGCGACCUGAACCACUAUGGGUUCCUCGAGUCACUGCGACCGGCAAUCAUUCAGCGCGCCAAGGAGCUUUUUAACCGCAGGCUGAGGUUUACAUUUCCUGAAGGAAGCUUCGCUUUUGAUGUAUACAUGCCUGAAGCCGAUUACGACGAUGACGACGACAACAGCAGGAAUCGAUUGGGCAGAGCACGGCUGAUAGACAUCAACCCAUGGGCGCCACACACGGACAGUCUCCUCUUCGACUGGGGGGAGUUGUUGGAUCUCAGGGUCCCCAAACCGGUCCUGGGUGUUGCUGGGGAUGGAGACGCAGAAGACGAUCUGACGACAGACGAGGAUGAAGAGGACGACUAUGAGCCCGAAGUAAGGCUCGUCGAAAAGGACGACCCUGCAGCACACAACUUCAGCACGCCGCAAUACUCGGCGCACAAGCUGCCAAAGGAGGUUGUGGACGCCAGCAUGGCAGGUGAAGGGGGAAUGAGGGAAUUCGCCCAGCGAUGGCAGAGGUUUUCCAGCACAGCACCCAUGGCAGACACAGACAUAGAGUCAGACACCCUACCCACCUCCUUCGCAACCCUCUCCUUCCACCAAAGCGACCUGAUUCGCCUCCUCCAGUUCCCGCCAGCCACCUACGACCCUCUGGCGGCCCAGAUCCGCGCGUCCUGGCCGCCCGGGAUCCAGGCGGCGCGGCCUCCCGACAACGCCACGGCGGAGGCGUACGAGUCCAAGCUCCGGGGCCGGCCGUUCGGGGGCGGGUCCCCGUCCGUGGCGGGCGGUGGCGGCGCGGCGCAGGCCGUCGGCAGCCGGCGGCUCGUGCGCGACGUGCUUGCGUUCCUGCACAGCCACGGAUGGGUCCUCGUCACGCCGCUGGGCCACUGCCGCGGCCUCGGCUGCAGGGACACGCUCGUCUUCCGGCGGCGGACACGGUUUGGAGGCGGGGCGGCGGCGCUGGGGGAGCCCGUCGUCCCGCCGCCGCUGGACUGGCUCGUCGUGACGCUGGCGAAGCACGACAGGCUGCGGAUCAUCUACGACGCGCCGACAGCCGACGGGGUGGUGGGCAAGGACGGGGCCGCCGGGUUGGCCGUGGCCGUGGCCAGCUUCUCCGUGCGCAGCGAUCACGACCACGACGAGGUGGGCUUGCUCAUCCAGAGCGUCAAGAAGGCCAUGGCCGAGCUUGACUGCUUCCGGAGCGGCGAGUGGAAGUACGAGUCGUUCGAGUUCAAGUGCAAGGGAAGCCCCUGGCAGACGAUGGGGGAGAAGGCGGUCAGGGCUCAGCUGCUCAUCCUCCGGGUCGUCGAGACGCUCAACCGGUUCGGGUGGCAGUCAUACGCCGCUGUGCGGCAGCGGGGGGAACCGGAAGAUGCUCAGAAGGCGGAUUCCUGGUACUUUGUCCGGCCGCGGGGUUGGGGCGUCAGCGGCGCCUCCGCCCCAUGA
Messenger RNA from Phialemonium atrogriseum, 2115 nucleotides. Its product is annotated as D123-domain-containing protein. The transcript has 5 exons. Gene Ontology annotation, cellular component: cytoplasm. NCBI's taxonomy places the organism in Eukaryota, Fungi, Ascomycota, Sordariomycetes, Cephalothecales, Cephalothecaceae. The record is from RefSeq and is a predicted model, not a curated record. The coding region runs from base 1 to 2115 and encodes 704 amino acids.